Molecule: messenger RNA, 1977 nt
Organism: Myripristis murdjan (pinecone soldierfish)
Lineage: Eukaryota; Metazoa; Chordata; Actinopteri; Holocentriformes; Holocentridae
Product: maternal B9.15 protein
Exons: 4
Coding region: 1-828 (275 amino acids)
Cellular component (GO): cytoplasm; nucleus
Source: RefSeq, a predicted model, not a curated record
AUGAAACGAGAGGUGAGCGCUGGAGUCAACUUCCUGAAACGCUUAGCUGUGCAGCGUGGCAAGCUAGACGAAGCCAAAGCAGAUGUGUUUGCUGAAAACCUACAGCGACUCCUGUGUGACAAAUACAAUGACCACUGGUAUCCUGACUGCCCACGCAAAGGCCAGGCAUACAGAUGUAUCAGGAUAAAUAAUCGGAUACCUUGUGAUGAAGUGGUCCUGAAAGCAUGUGAAGAGAGUGAGGUCACACCCAGUGAGCUGGGCCUCCCGUCUGAAAUCACACUGUGGAUCGACCCACUGGAGGUGUGUGCAAGAUCUGGAGAGAACUGCAGGCCGUUCACAAUUGCUCGUUUCAAAGAAGAACAAGACGACAGCUCAGUGGAUUCAGUAAACCUCGACACAUCAGAUUACCACUCUGCUACCUCCUCUGACUGUGGCUCCACUGCAUCGAGCGACACGGAGGAGGAGGUAAAAGACGGCGAGGCAGAAGGAGAGAAAGAAAAGGAAAAGGAGAGGAGCGAGAAUGAAAUGGUAGAAGGAGAUGCGCAUGUGAUAACGAUGGUGCCCAGGAUUCGUGAAAAGGGGAAGCGGCACGGAGACGGACUCAACAAGCCCAAAUUCAGCAGAAAUUCAGUGCCCACAAGCCUCCAGUACUUUUACCACCCUGCAUCGGUCUGGCCUCAGUACAAGAAGAGCGCCCCAGUCUUUCUCACCACAGUGUGUGCACCUCCGCCCCAGCAGGUGCUCGGCUACUACAUCAUGCCCCAGCCGUCUCCACAGUUCAUCCUGCCACAGGCCACUUUGCAGCCUUGGGCUGCGGUGAAAGGAUAGAUCGUCGAAAACAGGCAGAGAGAGGGAGACGGGGUCGUCGGUGGGACUCACAGCAUUAUAACCUCAUUGAACUGAGCCAGUCUUGUUUGGACACUUAGUUCUUUUCAAGUUAAGCCAAAGUACGAACUUUCCUAUUUGUAACGCUGAAAAUAUUCCCUCAUACAACUGGCACCCCAGUAAGCUGCAGAAAGGGUUAAAGGAUAGAAAAGAAUUUGCGAUCUUGAAUCCAUCAAGUCAUUGCCACUGAACGAUAUAAGGUCAGGGCAGUUCUACACUGCUGGCUUUUAAAUGUCAUACAUGUUAAGAGUGGCUUCACUCAGUCACCGGGUGCUUGGACUAACUCAGGAGCUCGCAGCAAUUGGCUUGAUGCCAAAUAAUGACUUCAGGUGUUUUAUAUAUAUAUAUAUUUUAUUCUUAUCUAUCUCUGUUGUAAGGUAAGGUUAUGUGAAAGAGCAUGGUGUAUAAAUCAGUUAAUUCAGUGGAUUACUGUAAAAUUAAAUGUGAUUCAGGGUUUUAAUCUUCAGUGGCAAUAUUUGUAUAUUAAGAAGAAAAUAGUUUUACUGAGCUGCAUGUAAAUACUGCAGGAUUUUGUUACCAUAAACUAAUGCACACUGAGGUUAAAUUUCACUCUCGUACUGUUGUAAUUUAUUUGGCCUCCAAUGGAGGGCACUGACAUCACAAAUAUGACAUGAUUUUCUAUUUUUUCUCUUUAAUGUUUAUUGCUUUUUGAAUCCAACUUUACAAGUUUUGAAACUAACUGAUUUUAUAUUCUUUUUUCUAAACUCAAUAAAUGUAUAGAGAUGUGCCUUUCUAAGAGAUCCCUGUCCUCUAGCCUACUUCUAUCUGUAUAUUUUUGACAUUUUUACUGUACAUAUUUACAUGCUGAUUCUGAAAAUCUACUGGGGUUCACAUAUGUUUGCCACUGAUUGUUAUGCACUGUAAUUUUAUUGCCAGCUUGUUUUUACGCAUAUUUAUUAUUUUCUGUUCUUACCUACUAAUGUACAAUGUGCGUGUGUGCCAUUAAGCUAUAUGUAACAACCACUUUUUACUUGAGCUAUUUUCUUACUGCAGAUGAUUAAAUUGCCUGAUCCUUAAAAAUUAGGUUUUGUUGUGUGUCCUUGCUUAUUGAAUAAAUAGUCCCAACAUUGA